This is a messenger RNA of Aricia agestis (brown argus), 2696 nucleotides long. RefSeq names its product bifunctional coenzyme A synthase (gene Ppat-Dpck). Lineage: Eukaryota; Metazoa; Arthropoda; Insecta; Lepidoptera; Lycaenidae. The transcript has 10 exons. Bases 49 to 1680 code for a protein of 543 amino acids. Gene Ontology annotation, biological process: coenzyme A biosynthetic process. Gene Ontology annotation, molecular function: dephospho-CoA kinase activity; ATP binding. The record is from RefSeq and is a predicted model, not a curated record.
UUUGGUCAUUGGUGCUUUUGGUUAUGUUUUUAUCUGAUUAAUUUUAAAAUGUACAAUGUCUUUUGGAUUUCAGUGAUAGCGUUGUUUGUUUCUGUAGUUAUCUCAUAUUUUUUUAUAAGCCAUUGUGGUCAUUCAGUCCAUUCAGUCCUCGACUGUUCAAAAGCAGUUACAAUGGCUAAUAAUGGAAUACUCCUAAUUUCUAAUGCGGCAAAGGCUCAUAAGUUUUGUUCAAAAGUAUCCAACCAUGUUAAGAAAAUUUUGUACAUAAGCUAUAAUGAAGGAACAGACUGUGCACUCAAAGUAUUGAAUAAGCAAAAUGUUGAUAUUUAUUCGAAGACUACAGAUUAUAGUAAUCUAGAUGUAAGGCUUAUUUUAAAACCUAGAGGAAGUUUCAAUAAAAUAAAAACAAACCAUCCUAUAGAUUUAAUACUCUAUGAUACAGAUGCAUUUAAAAAAGGUGAUAAUUUGGCUAAUUUAAUAGAAAAUGGAAAUAAAGACAUAGAACAAGUGCCCAUUGCCCAUCUAGAUAGUCACAACCCUGAUAUUUCCAAUGAAGAGCCUGUAAAAACUUUUGAAUAUGUUGCACUUGGUGGGACAUUUGACAGGCUACAUAAUGGGCAUAAAAUAUUACUAUCUCAAGCAGUGCUAAGAGCUACUAAACAUGUAACAGUUGGAGUGACUGAUGUAAAUAUGAUAAAAUCGAAAAUACUCUGGGAACUAAUAGAACCAGUAGAGCGGAGGAUAGCAAAUGUUUUGGAAUUUCUUACGGAUAUUAAUCCUGAUCUUGAAUACCAUGUUUUGCCGAUUCAAGAUCUCUAUGGACCUACUAAAGACGAUCCGAGAUAUCAACUUAUAGUUGUCAGCGAGGAGACGCAACGCGGUGCGGUGAAAAUCAACGAGAAGAGAAAAGAGAAUGGCUUGAAUCCUCUCGAAACAUAUACUAUAUCCCUGGCUGCCGAUCAGAAGCGUUCGCCCAUCGAGGAGGACAAAGUUAGCUCGAGCAAUCAGAGGAUAAGAUUGUUGGGUACACUACUCAGGGAGCCUAAGCCGAAUCCGGAUAUACCAAAAUGGCCGUACGUCAUCGGCAUCGCUGGCGGGAUUGCGAGCGGGAAAAGUAGCAUCACGGAAAAACUAAAAAAGAAAGGUGCUACAGUAAUAAACUGCGACCUGCUGGCGCAUGAGCUGUACAAGCCGGGGCUUCCCCUGAACCGCACGAUCUCGGCGACCUUCGGCGCUGACGUCAUCACGGAGCGGGGUGAGGUGGAUCGCCAGCGGCUGGGCCAGAUCGUGUUCGGCGACAAGGCGCAGCUCGAGAGACUAAACUCAAUAACGUGGCCGGCGAUCGCGGAGGAGGUGGUGGCGCGGGUGCGGCGCGCGGGGGAGGGCGGGGCGCGCGUCGUCGUGCUGGAGGCGGCGGUCAUGGUGCGCGCCGGCUGGCACCGCCUCUGCCACCAGCUGUGGGCGGUCAUCGUGCCGCCGGAGGAGGCCAUAAAGCGUAUCCAGCAGCGCAACAACCUGACGGAGGAACAGGCCCGGCAGCGCGUGGAAGCGCAGCCGGCCAACAGCGAGCACGUGGCGGAGGCCCACGUCGUCUUCAGCCCCUACUGGAGCUACGAGUUCACGCAGGACCAGGUGGACCGAGCCUGGGAACAGCUCGCUGAUAUACUGAAGAGGCAUUGAGGUUGGUGAGGGCAAAAGGAAACAACAGAAUGCUUACGUGUUUAUUAGGUUAGGGGUGUGUUCCAAAUAUAACCCAGUAUACCAGCUCACUAAUAUACCGAGGAAGCAUUGAGGCUAGUCAGUGGUCACUCACUAGUGACUAGUGGGUAGAACGAAACAUCACAAUGCUUAUAUUCGUAUUGAGAAGGCCUGUCACACAUGUCGUUCCGAAAUUUCACCCAAUUCUCGUGACGUCAUAAAUCUACUCGACAUAUAUUAUGUACUAUUAAUUUGUUUCGAAAUGUACGUCAGUGCUCAGUGCAUUGACUUUGUUGGGUUGUCAUUAUUACAAAAUUUACUACGAAUACGUCACAGCUCUCCCAACAAUAUGAAGUCGCAUACAGAACGUCAUGGGCUCAUGGCAUUAGCCAGUAUACUGGAUUAAAUCUCGGAACACACAGUUGCGUGAACAGGGCAAAAUCAGACCGCCACCAUCUUGUAAAAUGUGGAGUGAGCAGGUCUUAUAGGUGAUACUGUUAUCCAAGUGCCAAAAGAGCCUUGUAGAAUUGUAAGUUUAUGUGUCGAUAUGGCUGUUUUUUGCAUAAAUUGUCAAUUUAGAAUUUACAUCUUAAGCGGAUUAGUCGCUGUAAAAUUAGGUCGCAUUCGCACAUGUGUGGAAUGCAAAAUUUUAUACUAGUAAUAACUACAUAACCCCAUCCGACGGACACAUAACACUGACUUCACAUAAUUCGAUCAAAUUACGCAAUGUGAUUACGAAUCAAUGUGAAUUGGCUACAAACACGAAAUUGUCAAUUAAAAAUAUGUAAAAGAACUAAAACCCUAGGUGGAUUACCUCACACCAAAACGCGACGCGAUUCGGAAUUUGACUUCGGAAAGUGACUUAAAUUGAACUUUAUCGAAUACCUGCGAAAGAAGAUACAUAUUUGUAUGCGAAACGGCGUUGCCUGCUUGGCGAUUGCGUAUUUUGCGACCGGUAAGAGACGUUCUCACAGAAAACCGGCGUGAAACAGCGCUUG